AAUUAAGUUUUUUUCCGGAAACAAAACAAAAAAAGCUUAUCGACACUGCAGGUACUACAACCCAGCCAAGGUUUCAAAAACUUUUAAUAUAAAUUGCGAUAGCAGCUUGAAACUCGCCAUUAUACCUAAAUAGUUGUUAAAGUUCUCCACCUUUACGGAAAUGAACUCCCAUCAUUAUUCUAGACUGUUCCUUUUAAUUGGAGUAGUCAAGUUUUGUUUGUCUAAUGGUCUUUCCAUAUCCAAGUGGGAGCCUUUCAACGAAGUGGACGACACAAGUCCUUCUGAUUUCAUCGACAUACAUGCUUUUGGCGAAAAUGCAUUUAUCGAUCCUGAUGACGAAAUCACUGGCAAACUUGUGGCUCAAUACAAUAGGACGUCUAAUCAAAAUCCCGAAGAACUUGGUGCGUAUUUUGAAGGAGACAUUCGCAUGCCAUUUCACAUGUACAGCCGAAAUGGCUUAGUGACCCAGCCCACUCUCUGGCCAAAAGGAGUCGUACCCUACGAAAUUGCCGGAACCUUCGAUUCCAAUGGACUGGCAGCGAUUAAAUUGGCAUUUGAUGAGUACCACAAGAGGACAUGUAUUCGGUUCAAGCUCCGCUCUAGGGAAAAGGAUUACAUAUCCAUAGUUAACGGUAGAUCUGGCUGCUGGUCGUCAGUGGGGAGGAUAGGUGGAAAGCAGGAAGUUAACUUGCAAUCACCGCAAUGUUUGAUGAAACGCGGCACUCCUCUGCAUGAACUUAUGCACGUGUUAGGUUUUAUCCAUGAACAGAAUCGUUAUGAACGGGACAGCUAUAUAAUUGUACGACCAGAAAACAUCAAGGAGAAUAUGAAAGUUAACUUUAUUAAGUCUUCUCAACAAUCAGCACAAGGCUUGAUGGGAAUUGGAUACGAUUACACGAGUGUGAUGCACUAUUCAGCAACGUCAUUUUCGAAGAAUGGAAAGCCUACAAUUGAGCCAAGGAGAAUUACAAGAGAAUCAAGGUUCAUGGGACAGCGCAGUGGCUUCUCAAGAGCAGAUGUAGCAAAAAUAAACGUCAUGUAUAAUUGUAAAAGUAUUAAUGUCCUUGACGAUUCAUGAACAUCAUGAACUUGAACUGGAAAAACGUGGAUGAUUAAUGUUAAAAUAAAAAAACAAAAGUGUUGUUCAAUAUAGGUAUUAUUGAAGUUUUUUUUUGUCCAGAAAGGUUUUCAAGUUUAUUGCACAAUACAUUCCAUCAAAAGAUUUUAAAUAUUCAAUAGGUAGAUACAUUACAAUAUUGAAGUUCCAUUUUCCUAAAGUCAACUGAUU
This is a messenger RNA of Episyrphus balteatus (marmalade hoverfly), 1288 nucleotides long. Its product is annotated as zinc metalloproteinase nas-1-like. Gene Ontology annotation, biological process: proteolysis. The record is from RefSeq and is a predicted model, not a curated record. Bases 161 to 1078 code for a protein of 305 amino acids. The transcript has 2 exons. Gene Ontology annotation, molecular function: zinc ion binding; metalloendopeptidase activity. Lineage: Eukaryota; Metazoa; Arthropoda; Insecta; Diptera; Syrphidae.